This is a messenger RNA of Danaus plexippus (monarch butterfly), 2995 nucleotides long. RefSeq names its product angiotensin-converting enzyme (gene Ance-3). Bases 88 to 2520 code for a protein of 810 amino acids. The record is from RefSeq and is a predicted model, not a curated record. The transcript is spliced from 12 exons. Gene Ontology annotation, cellular component: plasma membrane. NCBI's taxonomy places the organism in Eukaryota, Metazoa, Arthropoda, Insecta, Lepidoptera, Nymphalidae. Gene Ontology annotation, biological process: proteolysis. Gene Ontology annotation, molecular function: metallopeptidase activity; peptidyl-dipeptidase activity.
UGAACAGUUGUUGACGCGAGCUCACUGAAGCACCACGCACCAUUGACCGCUGAUCUUCGAAUUCACAACAUUUAGGGACAGUUAACCAUGGCCUGUGCUAUAGGACGGAUACUUAUAAGAACUCUAUUUCAAUUUACAAUAGUUCAUAUUUUAUAUGCUGACCCUCAGCUGGACCUUCCCCAACUGCCCCAAGUGUCUUCACAGCGUAGUCCUUAUGGCUAUGGAUUUUCCAGUACACAGUCCAAUUUACCCACAAGCCAGUUUGAUUUAAACCGUAAUUUUCAAUAUAGUACCGCCAGAGCACCGAGUGCUGUCACUCCGGGUGUGUAUCCUGUAUCUUCUACCACGCAUCAGAUAAACCCGGACAUAAAUAAUAACGGAUAUCCCAGUUUAGAUUACGGGAACGGACGGAAUCCAAGUUCCACUCUUCGUCCAUUCGAUGAUAGAAAUCGUGAUGAUAGAAUAGACAUCACAAAUGACGCGAACUUUCGUCGGAAUGAUCCAAAUUUCGCUAGAAACGAUCCCAGCUAUGUUGGGACCAACCCGUAUAAUUUCAACGGUGAUGUGAACUCUAAUCGUAUAGAUGAAAGGCUUAAUCACGCCAGCCUGCAGCAAAUUAAGGAUUUUCUUCACCAAGCUGAUGCACAGGCUUCUAAGGAGUGUACGAACAACGUAGCAGCUCAGUGGAAUUUUGAAACCGAUGUUAAUGAUGCAACUCAGCAUGCUGCUUUGGAAGCACAACAACGCUACACGUUGUUCCAGCGAGGGUUGUGGGAAGCGGCUCAGGGCCUGCCUCGUGGUGCUAUCAGGGAUUUCUCUACCUUCAGACAACUGAAGUUACUGUCUACCAUCGGACCAGCAGCUCUGCCACCAGAUCAAUUGGACAGGUAUAACAGAAUCAUUAACGAUAUGUUAGCUGUGUACAAUUCAGCGGAGAUCUGUGCCUAUAAUGAACCCUUCAAGUGCGGGCUUCACCUCCAGCCAGACCUACAGUUCACCAUGUCACAUUCCAGAGACUGGGAUGAGUUACAACAUGUCUGGACAGAAUGGAGGAGGAAUACUGGAAGACGGAUUAGAGAUUUGUACGAACAACUCGUUGAUCUCACCAAUCAAGCAGCAAGGUUGAAUAAUUUCACUGAUGCUUCUGCUUAUUGGAUGUUUCCAUACGAAACCUUCAACAUGAGACAAGAAGUGGACGAAGUUUGGGAACAGGUCAAGCCGCUUUAUGAUGUACUACAUGCAUAUGUCCGUCGUCGUCUUCGUGAAGCGUAUGGACCUGAAAGAAUCUCACGAUCUGCACCUAUCCCAGCUCAUGUACUUGGCGAUAUGUGGGGGCAGAGCUGGUCUGGGAUAGUUCCCUUUACUCUACCAUACCCCGGGAAAAAACUCGUCGAUGUCACUCCCGAAAUGGUGCAACAGGGUUACACACCCCUUACGAUUUUCCAACUGGCGGAGGAGUUCUACGUUUCCAUGAACAUGUCUGCGAUGCCUCCAGACUUCUGGGCGCUGAGCGUGUUUGAGCAGCCUGCUGACCGACACGUACACUGUCAACCGUCUGCUUGGGAUUUUUGUAAUGGACACGAUUACAGAAUAAAGAUGUGCACUCAUCCAGAUCAGAAAGAUUUGAUAACGGCUCACCACGAGAUGGCACACAUUGAAUAUUUCCUGUCAUACAGAAAUCAACCGAAGGUCUUCCGCGACGGAGCCAACCCAGGAUUCCACGAAGCGAUCGGCGAGGCAAUCGCGCUUUCCGUGUCAUCUCCCCGCCACCUCCAAACCCUGGGUCUCAUCCAGAAGUCUGUAGAUGACACGGCCCACGACAUCAACUAUCUCUUCACACAGGCGAUGGAUAAACUGGCUUUCCUUCCAUUCGCGCUGGUGAUGGAUAAAUGGCGCUGGGAUGUCUUCACAGGCGACGUUAGGAAAGAGCAGUACAAUUGUCAUUGGUGGAGAUUAAGAGAACAGUACGAGGGCAUUAAGCCGCCAGUGCUACGUUCUGAAUUGGACUUCGAUCCCGGCUCCAAAUAUCACAUACCAGCAAACAUUCCCUAUAUAAGAUACUUCGUGAGCACGAUACUUCAAUUCCAAAUCCACCAAGCGUUGUGUCUGAGGACCGGACAGUUCAUUCCAGGGGAUCCCACUCAUCCCCUCCACAAGUGCGACAUCUACCGGAACCCAGAGGCUGGGAAAAUGCUCACUCGUCUCAUGGAACGAGGAUCUUCAGUUCCUUGGAGCCAGCUGCUGCAGGAGACUAUUGGUGAAGGAAGACUCAGCGGGGAAGCCAUGAGGGAGUACUUCAGACCCUUGGAAGAAUGGCUUCGGAGUGAGAAUCUUAGGACCGGAGAGUAUCUGGGCUGGAGCUACGACGGCGAUUACUGCAAAUUUAGCAUUGAAACAGCUGGUCUACAGGUGUACGGGGGAUUUUACAACGCAGCUUCAAAGAACACUUAUUUAACAAGCCUCUUAACUCUUCUUUUAUCGUUGACAUUAACUACUGUAGUAGGACUACGUCGGCGAUAAAUUAUGAUAUUAUAUAGAUUUAUUGAUACACAUAUAAACCAACUAACGCUCUUAUACAACUAACGGGUUUGAUUAUUGUAACAAAAUCUGUGCCUGCGCAACCUAACGCCUCCUCAAGAAUUUACUGCAUAAUCGAUCUAUAGGAUUUGUUUAUAACUAACUUUAAUACUUUUAUAAAAUAUAUUAUAAAUUAUCAUACAGUUUUUCUUUGAUCAUGUUCAAAUUGACUUUCUUUCAGCUCUGUGUGUCAAAAAGAAUAUCCAACUAAUUCCUUAUUUAUCCAAAUUAUAUCGUAAUGUUAUACAUUUGAAUCACUUUAUGUAAUAAAUAUAUUUAUAAUCAGUAUUUUAUAAACAUAGAAACAUUGUAACACGUACAUACAUAGUGCAGGUGACGUAAUAACUAGUUUAGAUUUAUGACGUUUUGUAAAUAUUAAUAUGAGAUUUUCUUUAUUACAAUAAACGUAUGAAAACAA